AGUCUGGUCCGUAGCCACGAUGGAUGCAACACCAUGCCUCUUGCUCGUCCUCCUGCUCGGGACAGGGAUUGAAGUAAACAGCGUCCUCCGGUGUUACUGUGACCGCUGCAGCGCAAAUUCCAGCUGCACGACAGAUGGCGUCUGCUUCGCCGCCAUGCGCCAGUCCGGCAGCCGAUUUACCACUGAGCAGCGCCAGUGUGUACAAGAAAAUGAACUGUUCCCGCGAGACCGGCCCUUCAUCUGUGCCCCGUCCGUUAAACAUGACACGGGUAUUUACCCAAUAUGCUGUACCACGGACUACUGCAACAAAGACCCUAACUUUAAAUUGUUCCCUGUCCCUACAGAAUCGCCUCCUCCCCUGGGCCCUGUGGCCCUUGCAGCGGUGAUCGCAGGCCCAGUGUGUGUUCUCUGCCUGCUGCUUGUUGUGGCAUUUUAUGUUUGCCACAGCCACAGGGGACUGGGAGCCGGGGGCGCGGCCCACCAUCACCACCACCACCGUGUCCCUAAUGAAGAAGAUCCCUCCAUGGAUCAUCCCUUCAUCACUGUUGGAACGACACUGAAGGACCUCAUCUACGACAUGACCACCUCUGGAUCUGGAUCAGGUCUGCCACUGCUGGUCCAGAGGACCAUCGCCAGAACCAUUAUCCUGCAGGAGAGCAUUGGUAAAGGGCGUUUUGGAGAGGUGUGGAGGGGCAAGUGGCGUGGCGAGGAGGUGGCCGUGAAGAUUUUCUCCUCCCGGGAGGAGCGCUCCUGGUUCCGUGAGGCUGAGAUCUACCAGACCGUGAUGCUAAGACAUGAGAACAUUCUGGGCUUCAUUGCUGCUGACAACAAAGAUAACGGGACUUGGACUCAGCUGUGGCUGGUGUCGGACUACCAUGAACACGGCUCCCUGUUUGACUACCUGAACCGCUACACCGUCACUGUGGAGGGCAUGAUCAAACUCUCUCUGUCCACAGCCAGCGGCCUCGCUCAUCUCCACAUGGAGAUCGUGGGAACACAAGGUAAACCAGCGAUAGCCCACAGAGACCUGAAGUCAAAGAACAUUCUAGUGAAGAAGAAUGGUACCUGCUGCAUCGCUGACCUGGGUCUCGCUGUCCGCCAUGACUCAGCCACUGACACCAUUGACAUUGCUCCAAACCACAGAGUGGGAACCAAAAGGUAUAUGGCUCCAGAGGUCCUGGACGACUCAAUAAACAUGAAACACUUUGAGUCUUUCAAGCGGGCCGACAUCUACGCCAUGGGACUGGUCUUCUGGGAGAUCGCCAGCCGCUGCUCCAUGGGAGGCAUCCAUGAGGACUACCAACUGCCCUACUACGACCUGGUUCAGUCAGAUCCAUCAGUGGAGGAGAUGAGGAAGGUGGUUUGUGAGCAGAAGCUUCGGCCCAACAUUCCUAACCGCUGGCAGAGCUGUGAGGCCCUGCGGGUGAUGGCAAAGAUAAUGAGGGAGUGUUGGUAUGCCAACGGUGCAGCCCGACUCACCGCGCUCCGGAUCAAGAAAACCCUGUCCCAGCUCAGCCAACAGGAGGGGAUCAAGAUGUAGACGCAGCCACCAAACAUACAUAUACAUACACGUCACUGACUGGCAUUCAUAUCUUUAGCGCAACAGCAUUAUUAUCUUUAAUAUUAUUCAUCGAUUCUUCCUCUACUUUUGUUUGAAGGGAAGUGAAGAAUAUUUUCCAGCUUGUGCUUUUAUUUUUCGAAAACCCAUUUCAUUCAUUGAUAACCCGAUAGAUCCUGCAUCUGAAACUCAGGAACCAUUUGUGUGUGUCUGUGCUGCACUGGGCUGACAUGCACACACGAAUGGAUGGAUGGAUGGAUGAUGGACAGAUCAGAGGGUUGUUUCUGAAGCGGAUAAAGGAGUCAAAGGAACCCUCAACUCAUUCUCCUCCAUGUUAAUUCACUACAUUCAUCACAAGAAGUCUUUCAAAGACCCCAUAAAGGCAACUGGUGUCCCGCUCAACUCCAGCCUCCACCGCUCAUACACCCCCAGCCAAUUAGAGCUCACACCUCCUCAGCUAAGCUCAAGCCCAGACAGGGAGCUGGAUAUCAGCCGGAGAGGCCUCUUAGCUGCCGGGGCUCCACUUUCAUCUCCUCAUAUCUCCAUUUCUGUCUCCCAAUUUGUACUUUUGCAUUAAACUCUUUACUUCGACAUUAAGCUACUCUUCAGUGGGGCUGCAGGUAACUCAUUUACAUCUUUGGAUAAUGAUGAAAUAUUCAAAUAUCCUGAGUGUAGUGAUUUAACAAAAGAAAAUCAGUGAAUAUCUAUUUAAUCAACACAUUUCAAUUCAAACAAAUUCUAAAAAUUUUUUUUAAAUGUAAGCAACCGAAAACCAUAUUCAGUAGUUAAGCCAGCGCUAAAUAAUUAUUGUUUAAAUUAUAAUACCCCUGAAUUAAAGUGGUGAACAUUUUAACAAUGGGAAACAACAAUCUUAAUAGACAGUUUAAUUAAUUUUAAUUUGACAGAUCGUCGAAUGUAAAUCUCAGUUUUAACUUCUGAACUUUAAAAAACAGCAGGGAUGGCAUCAACUGGGACUCUGUCUAAUCAGGUGUAGUUAUGACCAAUAUCAGAUCUACGUCAAUAGUGACUACAGCUUAAUCUUUUUAUAAUAGUGUCUUGACAUUUAAGCUAAAGACUCUACUUUGGAGAAACAUUUCCCAAUUUAAUGAGUUAUACUACUCAUUUUUAUGCUAUUAAAAUAAACAGAGGUUGAUCAGGAUUCCUCUCGCUGCAAACAGUGCCUCGGCCAUGAUCAAUGUAGAUCAUCAAGAUUCGGCAGUUUGUCAUGUGAAGUUGUUUGCAGCCCUACUCUUGAGUCAUGUUACAGUAGCACUGGGGACUGAAGCAAGGAAUCAUGGUACUGUGUGUGCGCUGCUCUGUGGGGUCCACACAAACACGCGUCGCCUUCUUCUAGUUGAGUUGUAAAAGCAGAAUCUCUCAUCUCUGCAAGAAUUUUCACCUGUUUUUACUUCUGUUAUUGUGUUUCCCCGUCUCCCAUCAUGUUGUCAGGGAUUCGGAUAGGUCAGUUUAAUUUAUUGUAUUUCUUUUUUAUUUUCUUUUUGGUGGCAGGGGAUCUUUUGCAAAACUUAACAGGACAUGAUGACCUCAUUCAUUUUUGGCGAACAUGCUGCAACAUAUGCAAUUUACAGUAGAUAAAUCAGUCUAUUUUCUAUACUCUGCUAAACCACACACACCAACAACAAUAAUCAGCUGCCACCAUGCCUGCCAAGCCAGCUGUUACCGGAAACUGCAGUGCUUUAAAAACCCAACUCCUCUCAUGUCGGCUGCCGUGGAGUCGGUGUGCUGGAGUGUAUGCAGCUCUUUGCGAGUGUGUGUCAGAGAAGACCUGCCGAGCACUGCAAGCUCGUACUAUGCACACCGAAGAAUAGGGAUGGAACAGCAAGAAGGGAAACGCUGCACGCUCCCACGGCCCAGCCGACACCCUGGUGCCAUUUCGUCAAACCCACAUCUCCCCCACCCUCUGACACCUGAACACCUCAGCAACAACUCAUUUUACAGCUUCUCUUCUCAGCGGACUGAGUCUGGAAACUAAGCUCCAGCACCUCAAACUGUAUUAAGUUGGGAAAACUUCGCCACAAAAAGCUCACGGCGAUUUUCAAAAAGAGACACAAAGACUUGUAAGCAUUACUGUUGUCGCCCUAUAAAUGUAAACUCUUGGAUUUCAGAUUUGUUUUCACGUGUGUGCGCCGCUGACCGCGCAGUAGCACGAAUCAACCUUUUAAGUGGUUUCUUGUCUGUAGGAUAAUCCACAACAAAAAAAAUCAGUGAGGUACAUUCAUUUAAAUAUAGCAAAUGGAUAAUUACUAAGCCAUAGGUUUUCCAGGUGUAUGUUUUUUUUUUUUGUGGCAAGUUGUUUUUCUACUAGAAUGUACAUUUACGAAAAACAAAAGAUGAAAAAAAACUGGACAAUUAUGUCAUUUCAGUUUAGCAAGCCUUAAGGGACCAACGCAGAGGAUUCAGGAUCUGCUCUUAUUCUUUUCUCCUUGUUUUUGUUUUGUUUUCUCUUUUGAGAUAAAUACCAAUCAUAGGGAGCAAUGAUACAUGAUCAUUGCUCCCUAUGAUAAAGAUAGUGUCAUGAUUCUAUCUAAAGGAUAAAAAAAAUAUAAUGUAGCAUCUGAUUUCAUAGUUUAGUUUGUUUUGUCCUGUUGCCAAAAUUGCCAUACAUCUAAACCCAUUCUCUUAAUUUACAGAUUAACUUGUGUUACAUCUGAAGCAUACUUUGUUAUCAUCAUUACAGUUUAGAUACAUAAAGUAUUAAAAGGUCAAAAAUGAAUACAUCCAGUGCAUGAGACCUGCCAUUUUCAAAGAAAUCCCACAGUCCCUUGAUUGUUCAGCAAUAAGUGCACUUCUGAACCACUUGGGGGUUUACCUGUGUGGCAGUUUGGAUGUUGGUAAGUUUGUCUUGUCUUCAUUGUUUUUCUGACAGUAUGGAUACAUAACCUAUUGAUGUGCUGCUAAUAAGUUGUCCACCUCGCUUUUUCCAAGUCGAGGUGAGAGCUGCCGUUGGAUGUAAAUAUCCUCAGAUUGCCUAAAUCUGCUCAUUCUGUGCCAUGUUGCUCGGACGCACAUCCAGCACAUUUGUCAUUUGUUAGGCAGUCCUCUUAAAGAUUUGCCGAUGUGUGUCGACGCAGUGUUUGCUGUCGCGAUUUCUGGAAUAGCGGAGAGUCCACCUCUCACUGCAGCAGCUCAUUCCACUGAUGAGCUCUCUCAAAGUGCACAUCAGUUCAAUCAGCUGCUGUAUGGCGAAACGCUGCAGCCUCCAUUGACCAUGGCUGAAAACCACCGUGCCAAUCUUUCAAUGGGGUUCACAGGAGCUUUUUCUCUACACUUUGAGGCCCGAACAGUUGAAAAAAGAUCUAGAGACAGUUUUCCUAAGUCUAAGUUUGUACGAUCCCAUGCAAAAGCAAGAAAACCUUUUUUUCAGAAUCAAGUACUUUUACUUUUUAAAACCCAUAUUAGUGGCUUUUGUAGCAACUGAUCAUGUAAUAACAAACAUAAUACAAGAAUUUGUCUAAAUUUAGAAAUAGUUUUAAUAAAAAUCUCAAAUGGACAGCUCCAGUCUAAGUAGACUUAGUUUUUAAACCGGUUACUGCAACUCCAAGUCCAAUGAAAACAACUAGUAUGACUCUCAAUCCAACACAUACCUCCCCCAAGGAAAGGAAUGUGGUAGAAAUAUAACAUAAAAAAGGAAGUGUUCUGAUACCCUAAAUAAUUUGUCAUGUGCCUUUGGGCAACCAUAUGUUCACAAUAAAUUUGGCCAUCAGAAAAUAUUUAAUGUUAAAUAAUAAAUUGAAUUGAUAAUAAAGUCCCCCCGGGGCACCACCAUUCAAAGAUAUGCAAAAUGUGGCCGAUUUACUGAUCCAGUUUCAUAAAAUCUAUGAAUUUGGAACUAUAAUAGAUAAUUAACUUAAUGACCGUGGAUUCAGAGUUCUUCUCAGUUUUGAAGUUGCCAAAAUUCAGUGAGCUUUAUCUGCUAAGGAAGACUGUGUAGUAGAAGUGAAAAAGUAGUUUUUUAGUGAAGGUUUAUAUUGCUAGUCAUUUCUAAAGAAAAAACUAAAAUUGACUAAAAUAUCCAAUAGCUGUUGUAAAAAUUACGUCUUCAGUUGCUACAGGUUUUAUUCAGUAACUCCUUUGUUAUCCUUGAAAAAAUCGGUGAAAACUCAGUUUGACAAAUAGCAGUGCAGGUGCGACAUACCCACCUGUGUACCACUGCUUUGAGUCGCUGUGAAUUCCUAAAUAUCUAAAAAAGUUCAGCAGUGGCAGAAGGGACUUAGAAAUCCUUGUAAAUACCUUGUGGAGUAGACAACAGAAGAAAGCUAUCCUAAUAUUUGAAGAAAGUAAAGUGGAUAUUGCUGCUAUAUUAAAUACAAAAAGGGUGACAAACUAUGCUGAAAUAAAUGUUCAAUGUGUAAACUAGUGGGUCAACUGGGCCUUGCCAGGCGAAACCAGGGCCAAUUCUUCUUUCUAAUCCGUGCGGGUGGCAGGGGGAGGGAUUGGUGGUGGUACAGGAAACCCUACAUUUGAAAUCUCUACCUUCCCUUUAAGAAAGCCCUGGCUUGUCCUACUGGGCCUCUGUGUGAGAUUGAACCUGUACAUUAUGCGUAUUCCAUUUCAAUGUCAUUCUCUGGGACGUUAGAAACAACAAUAGCUCAACUCAACAGCACCUCUGGUAUGCCUCUACUCGGACAACCUUCAUUCUGUCUUAAAGUCACCAGCAGCCUUGUACUUUUUCUUUUUCAAAACCCAAGAUGACUUAACUGUAAAAAGAUGUUUGCAGCCAAUUGUUGUUCCUCUUGUGGUCUUUCUACAGCAGUCGUUCUCUCCUUGAUUCUAUCUUGCCUUUCUCUCUUGUCAUUCCGUGUUGUCUUACAGACAGAUGUCUCAUUGCUACAAGGGACACACUUGAUUGCAGUCACUUCUCUUGCCUCACAGCUCCACGAUGGCUGAAGCAACUCGCAUCCAUCCCUACCAAAUUUGACUCCCUUGUCCCUCUGAACUCGGGGCGUGCUUGAAACUAACCAGUUUAUAUGACUCAAUGAACUGCACAGAUUUCCAGGCAAUUUCUCCUUUAAGGCAUUCAUGGUGUUGCCCUCAGUUCUACACAAGACAAGAGACAGAGGAGUCACCUGAAACCGUCUCACCUCCAGGCUGCAUAUUCCUCAGCUUGUUAUGUUUCGAAAGUUCAGAAACCCACAGACACAGCCCAGAUUACCAUCCUGCUUUUAGUAGUAAAUCAAUAUGGCGUUAGCAUUAUGAGAUUGUUAGGAGGAAAAAACAAGGUGAAUACAUAAUUGAUGCUAAAGAACCAAAGGUAUUAUCUUUUUAAUCCCACACAAUUUUCUACUUUUUCUACAAAAUCUGGUGCCUACAUUGACCACAAUGCAACUCAACCAGGAACAGUUUGAUCAGAAAUUUGAGCGUGUCGUCCUAGAAGCAGAUAAUCUAUCAUUUAGCUUCAAGCAGGGAUGACGAGGAAGUAAGGAGGUCUGGUAAACUCAAUUAUCUUUCAGGUUGAUCGAAGAAGGGCUGCAUCCAACACAAUGUAGUUUGUAGGUUUCUGAUCACGUCAGUUUGACCAACAACAUGAAUGUCUUCCAGAAGAGUUUUUCUUAAGUGUGCUUCUUAAUUUAUAUGUGAAAGCAGAGUUUAAAUGCUGCAGGAAAUGUCUGGAAACUUGUGUAGACAUGGCUGAUCAGUUUUUUCAAGCUUGUUUCGAGCAUGCAUUGACCUUCGGGGUCCUUUUGUCAUUUGGGUUAAAACUGUAAAACAGUUCAAACGGUCCACAAUUAGGUUAUUUGGAUUUUACCGUUUUGCUUGUUUAUUUCAAUCACUGAACCGUUAGAAAAUUUACAAAGAAAACCCACUGUACCUCCUGUUUGUGAAUCUCACCCCAUCUUUCUGUAGCUCAGAUUAAGGGGGGGGGGGGGUCACUGUACACUGCUGAUAUGCAGUGUCCAUAUAAUUUCAAACCUCAGUUCCCUGAACAACACAAGCAAAGGUCAUGAGGGGGAGAAGUGCCAUGGCUGAGCAGUUUAGUGACUCAAACCCAGACAAAUAUGCAGCCUGCUCGUGCAUCACUUUGUGACUGAGAAAGGUAGAAAACAAAGAGUAUUCUUCCGCUCUGUGAACAUGGAUGGAGGGACCAUGACGAAGAGGUUAUCAUGAACUAUGCCAGCAGCUCUACCGCUUCAAACCACGCACUGAGAAAUUCCCACAGCUGUGAAUGUAUCAGACCUCUCAGAGCAAACAACCGAUCUGAGCACAACCUGCAUAGCUCAACCCAAAGGUCGUGGCAGCAACGUAGUGAGCAUUGCAAAUAUCCGCCACACGCACGGGUCUGUUUCUACGUCUCUGCCUCUCGUUAUGCAAAGUCUGGGCAAAACAUGUUUGCCCACUCAGUCCCCCUGGGUCACCAGGAUGAAUGACCUAACUAUGCUCGUAUGAUCCACACACUGUGAAGAGGUCCGUGUUAGGGUCAAAAGAUGGAACCGCUCACCUUUCGUGGUUUCCCUCUAUCGUCUCGGCGAAGGUCUGAACACCUCAGUGCAGUGCUCAAAAGCCAGGGAAAUGUUAUAGGUCGAUGUGAAGAGGGGUUUGGGUCACUAAAGGGCUCAGGCUCUGCUCAGUCACAAAGUUUGCUUCUCCAUUUCGAUGCUGCUGUGAGGCCUUUGUGGCAACAAGGUUGGCAGAAAGCUUUAUCAUGUUUUAUUUGGUGCCUAAGUUUGACAAGACUUAUUUUUUACCUUCCACUUUGAAUGACAAGACUGCAUGUGAUAGUGUCUGCAUUGAUGUCUGCAUUAUCUGCUUUAUAGAUAUCAUCCAAAAACUGAGAUCUUAAAAAAGCAUAAUUAACAUUUUGAAAAGGUCACUUAAUUGAAAAGAAAAUACCUCCUUUUAAAGACCAAUGUGUUUUACCUCACUGUAAAUAUAUAUUCUUGAUUUGUUUACUCCAAGUUUGCAAUUUAUCUUUCUCUUUUGUUUCUAUGAAAUGCUUAAAAAAGUUGAAGAAGAACAUUUGUUUCUUUUCAAUUGUACUUUUUUGUCAAAUGGCAUUGUAUUGUGUUUGUGUUGUGCCCAAGCAGUAUACUAUUCCUCUUUUACCAUGCUCUGUAUAUGACCUGUUGGUUGUGUUCUGCGUGAGCUGUACAGUCAAAGCGCUUUACAAAUGUCCAAGCCCCCUUCUGAGCUCUGGUUUAAAAAAAAAAAAUGCCUUGUUCAAUAUAUUCUUUUGUUUAACGGAAAAAAAAAAAAAAUGAAAUAGAAGAGUCAGUGGAGUCAGUUGAGGUGGUGGAGGCUGGAAGUUAGGGGAAGGACUGUAUACCCCUCGACAACGGUCACACUCCUCGCCCCACAAUCCUCUUGGAUUUCUAAACAUAUUAUAAUCUUGACUUUUUUUAUAUAGUAUGUACAGAUGAAUGAGAGAUCAGCAUAGGAACUAGAGGAUUGACACUUAUGUUAACUUCUAACAUAGCUGGAAUAGAAAAUGGUGUGAAUAAAGAAACAAAGUUUCACUACAA
Messenger RNA from Pleuronectes platessa (European plaice), 9036 nucleotides. RefSeq names its product transforming growth factor, beta receptor 1 b (gene tgfbr1b). Gene Ontology annotation, cellular component: activin receptor complex; plasma membrane. Bases 20 to 1540 code for a protein of 506 amino acids. The transcript has 9 exons. NCBI's taxonomy places the organism in Eukaryota, Metazoa, Chordata, Actinopteri, Pleuronectiformes, Pleuronectidae. Gene Ontology annotation, biological process: cellular response to growth factor stimulus; nervous system development; heart development. Gene Ontology annotation, molecular function: activin receptor activity, type I; transforming growth factor beta receptor activity, type I; SMAD binding. The record is from RefSeq and is a predicted model, not a curated record.